Messenger RNA from Quercus lobata, 426 nucleotides. Its product is annotated as U-box domain-containing protein 17-like. The coding region runs from base 1 to 426 and encodes 141 amino acids. The transcript has 2 exons. The record is from RefSeq and is a predicted model, not a curated record. NCBI's taxonomy places the organism in Eukaryota, Viridiplantae, Streptophyta, Magnoliopsida, Fagales, Fagaceae.
AUGGAAGUGAAGCGCCGAACGGUAAAGACCCUUGUGACAAAGCUGGGCUCAGUGUCAGAACGAACCAGAGUCGACGCCUUGUGCGAGCUUCGGCUGAUGACAAAGCUCGACGCAGAGAGCCGACCUCUAAUAGCAGAAGCCGGCGCCGUCCCGUACUUGGCCGAAACUCUCUACUCUUCGUCCCAUUCUUCACAGGACAACUCAGCCGCCACCCUCCUCAGCCUCUCGAUCUCCUCACGCGCCACGUUUAUGUCCACGCGCGGCCUCCUCGACGCCAUCUCUCACAUCCUCCGCCGCCACUCUCCAGAGUCUCCUCAUUGUCGACGAGUAUCGACCCAUCAUAGUUUCGAAACGGGACAUCUAUUAGGAGAAGUUGGAAGUUUACUGUAUGUGGUGGGGGCGAUGGAGGUGAUUGCUGGGGGUUGA